Messenger RNA from Gongylonema pulchrum, 303 nucleotides. The record is from the annotation of a GenBank genome assembly. NCBI's taxonomy places the organism in Eukaryota, Metazoa, Nematoda, Chromadorea, Rhabditida, Gongylonematidae.
AUGGAUGUGCUGGACGUCAAGGAAAUAUGCUCGACGUCCGAAGGAAGUGAUUCUGCUGGUUCAGACUUAUCCGAUGAAGAAACUGCAGGUCCCGCAAUGCGACAGAAAAACGAAGUAGUUCAGAAUACCGUAUCGUUUGAUGACGAAGAAAAAAAACGCGCUGGAAAACGACAAAAAGAUGAAACAGAAAACACAAAGGGUGACUGGCUGUCCGAAGAAAAAACAAAACGACAACAGCUGGAUACCGAUGGCGAACUCGAUACUUCGGGUAUAAAAACGGAACCGGAAAGUGAUUCGGAGUGA